This is a messenger RNA of Thlaspi arvense, 918 nucleotides long. Lineage: Eukaryota; Viridiplantae; Streptophyta; Magnoliopsida; Brassicales; Brassicaceae. The record is from the annotation of a GenBank genome assembly.
AUGCGGCGGUUUAUCAGAAACAUCAAAUCAAUGUCUUCUUCUUCCCAAAACUUCGUGUCAAGAUCUGUAAUCAAGAAAGUCUUCGCCAAGCUUCAGAAAGAAGGCGACGGAGCCGUCGUUAGACGUGGCAUUUCCAGGAGUGAGCAGAAGUUGUUAGAUCCGUUCUUGAUGCUAGAUGAAUUCUCCGUUUCGCCUCCAGCUGGAUUCCCUGAUCAUCCUCACCGAGGUUUUGAAACUGUAACAUAUGUACUAGAGGGAGGAAUUACUCAUCAAGAUUUCAAAGGCCACAAGGGUACAAUCUAUGCUGGUGAUGUUCAGUGGAUGACUGCAGGAAGAGGAAUCAUUCAUUCUGAAAUGCCUGAAGAAGAAGUUAACAAAGGUUUACAACUUUGGAUCAAUCUUUCCUCCAACGAGAAAAUGAUAGAGCCAAAUUACCAAGAGCUGUCGAAUUCAGACAUACCAAAGGCAGAAGAGAACGGUGUCCAAGUCAAAGUCAUAGCAGGAGAAUCAAUGGGAAUCCAAUCCCCUGUUUACACAAGAACACCAACAAUGUUCCUCGAUUUCACUCUCGAUCCAGGAUCUCAAAUCCACCAGAACAUUCCUGAAUCUUGGAACGCAUUUGCUUACGUUAUAGAAAGCGGUGAAGGCGGAGCCGUAUUCGGCUCAUCAAACUCUUCCCCUGUUUCAGCACACAACGUCGUGGUGUUCGGAACAGGAAAUGACGGUGUUAGCGUGUGGAACAAGUCAUCUUCGAAGAAGUUACGGUUUGUGUUGAUAGCUGGAGAACCGAUAGGUGAACCGGUGGUUCAGUACGGUCCGUUCGUGAUGAAUACACAAGCCGAGAUUGAUAUGACCAUCGAAGAUUAUCACUAUGGUAAGAAUGGCUUCGAAAUGGCCAAGUAUUGGAGGUCACAAUGA